AUGGUUUGUUUAGUUAUCUUUGGUUUAAUACGAAGUAUUGGUGGUACAAUUGGGAACUAUCGUGGCUGGUCACGAGGUGAACGAGUGGAUAGUUUCAUGUUAGCAUUUUUAGAUGUAUGUAAAUAUCCGCCUAGUUUUGCCUAUGCAACGAUGACAUUAAGUGGUUGUUCCUUUCUAUGUGUCAUAUUCGAUCUAUUAGUUAAUAAGGCGAUUCGUAGCACCGAAAGAUUAAAUGACAAUGUGUCUGUACGACAAAAUGCACAAGAACAAGAAAAUCAAAACCAUGUGGUGCGUGGAUUUUUAAGCAUACAGGUUGCUAAUGUAACAUCUAUAGAUACAGAUACUGUUAAUAAAGGAAAUCUAAGUUCAAGUAAGACAAGAUGUUUAUUUUACUUUGGUUCUCCAUUUAGCCGAGAAUUUCCAUUUUGGCCAUUUUGGGGGCGGUAUAUUUUAUAUCCAUUAUUAACAAUCGGCCGUGUACCAUUAUUUUUUUACAUUGUGCAUUGGUAUUUGUUAGGUUUAGGUGCGAUAAUAGUUCAUUCAUUUACUACUGGUUUGCCAUUGAAAUAUGUACCAAUAUGGUGGUUUGGGUUAAUCAUUGUUAUGCUUUUCUUAUGUGUACCUUAUUCAAGAUUCAAAGAAAAACAAGGACCCGAUAGUUUGUGGAGAUUUUUAUAA
Messenger RNA from Didymodactylos carnosus, 678 nucleotides. The record is from the annotation of a GenBank genome assembly. Lineage: Eukaryota; Metazoa; Rotifera; Eurotatoria; Philodinida; Philodinidae.